AUGAUCCACGAUUCGAUGCAUUUUGCGAAGUAUUGUGAGGCUUGUCAAUUCCAUGCAAAUUUUAUACAUCAGACACCAGAGCUGCUCCAUCCGACAAUAGCUUCAUGGCCUAUUGAAGCUUGGGGACUCGACUUGGUUGGACCUAUCAUGCCUAAAUCAUCGACUGGUCAUUCUUACAUCCUUGCAGGAACUAAUUAUUUUUCUAAAUGGGCUGAAGCCGUGCCAUUAAGAGAAGCACAGAAGGAAAACAUUGUAAAUUUCGUUCAGACACACAUCAUUUACAGAUAUGGUAUUCCUUAUCGUAUCGUAACUGAUAAUGGAAGACAAUUCGCUAACACUUUGAUGGACAAGCUAUGUGAAAAAUUUAACUUCAAACAGUACAAGUCUUCUAUGUACAAUGCUGCAGCAAAUGGAUUGGCAGAAGCAUUCAACAAAACUUUGUGCAGUCUGCUUAAAAAGGUGGUCUCCAAGACAAAAAGAGAUUGGCAAGAAAAGAUUGGGGAAGCAUUGUGA
Cucumis melo (muskmelon) is the source of this 513-nucleotide messenger RNA. RefSeq lists its product as uncharacterized. NCBI's taxonomy places the organism in Eukaryota, Viridiplantae, Streptophyta, Magnoliopsida, Cucurbitales, Cucurbitaceae. The record is from RefSeq and is a predicted model, not a curated record. Bases 1 to 513 code for a protein of 170 amino acids. Gene Ontology annotation, biological process: DNA integration. The transcript has a single exon. Gene Ontology annotation, molecular function: nucleic acid binding.